CAGGAAGUGUAUAUUCAACAUGGCCGCCGGUGUGAAAGAAGUUGAUACGGUGGAAGAUUUUAAUAAAUUGCUGAAUGAUGCCGGCGGCAACCUGGUGGUGGUGCACUUCGCCGCUCCCUGGGCCCCACAGUGCCAGCAGAUGACAGACGUGAUCGGGGAACUGGCCAAGGACAACCAGCUGAGUCAAGUCAGGUUUGUGCAGCUGGAGGCGGAGAAAUUAGCUGAAAUUUCUGAAAAGAACAACAUCAUUGCAGUUCCAACAUUCAUAUUUUUCAAGGGUGGCAAGUCAGUUGAUAGAUUAGAUGGCGCCAAUGCUACAGAUCUAACAAAGAAAGUCCAGAGUUUAUCCAAGGGUGGCGCUGUUGCUGCUUCCCCUCCUCCACAGCCACAGAAACAGGAUCUGAACACACGUUUAAAGCAGCUGAUCAACUCCGCCCCCGUCAUGUUGUUUAUGAAAGGAAAUCGCCAGGAACCACGAUGUGGGUUCAGUCGACAGAUCGUCAGCAUAUUACAGGAGAAGAAUGUUAGUUACAGCACCUUCGAUAUUCUGUCAGAUGAAGAAGUUAGACAAGGCCUGAAGGCGUUCUCCAACUGGCCCACAUAUCCCCAGCUUUAUGCCAAUGGGGAGCUUCUGGGUGGCCUUGACAUUGUGAAGGAACUUGUGGAAACGGGAGAGCUGGAAUCUCAGCUGCCGGUCCAGAUCAAGCUGGAGGACAGGUUGUCCCCACAUGUGGACAAGUCCACCCAACCCCUUGCCCAGAGCACCAGUCAAAACCCUUCUUCUAUGUGCUGUGAAACUGUCAGCCAAUCAGAAAGUUCCUCACAAAGACUCUUGUCAGAUGAUGACAGUUUGAGGGACUUUUACAGUGAAGUGAACAAAAAGAGUGAUCUGAACAAUGAGAGAUUUGAUGAAAGAGACUCCUCUGAAGACUCUUCUGAGGAUGAGGAGGAGGAUGUUGACGAAGAAGAGGGGGAGUCUCUUCCUCUGUGGCUUCAGGCUGAAUUGAAUGAUGAUGACAUAUCUGAAAUGCCAUCUAAGGGCAGGGGAAGGGGAAAGAGAGGGAGAACUGCUGAUGCUCGGAGACGAAUCCAGAAACUAAACCAGAGAGAACGGAGGGCUCUGAUCAGAAGUGAUCCUUCUCUAUUGUCAGCACAAAGAGAGAAGGAACGUUUGCGACAAAUGAUGAUACGGCGGAGAGAUUCGCUCAUUUUGUCCCUGCCCGUAGACCCUGGUAUGUCCAUUCAUGAUGCCAACAAGAUGUUGAUGGAGCAACAAAGGGCAGCUGGAGUUCCAGAAGAGGACAUCACCUCGCUUCAGAUUGGCCGGGAAAACUUCCACACCAUCGGUGAGCUGAAGCUCAAGAUCGAGGGAAAGAGGGCAGUGGACAGAGAGAGGACGCGAAUGAAACGUGCUCAACUGGAUGAGAAUAUGAGAGAGGGCAUGAAGAAGGCAUGCAGAGAGAGGAUGCGAGAGAAGCGAGCACGUCUGAGAGAGUGUGACCCAGCUGCUGCAGCUGCUUAUAGAGAAAGGGAGAAAAUACGCAAGAGAAUUGAAAGGAGGAGGAAUGCCAUGUUGCUGUCAUUGCCAGACGAGAGUCUUCUUAACCCUUCCCAGGAAGCUAAAGAGGAAGCUAGAGAACCUCCUCCUGUUUUGCCUUUGCCACUGGCACCAGAGUUCUCUUCAGCUUUGUUGGUUCUGAGAGAAAACCUGAUGCGAAAGCGGCAGGAGCAGAAAGAGAGAGUCCGCCAGAGGAGGGCUGAGCUACGGGAGAAACAUCCUGACCUAGCUGCUGCACUAAGAGAGAAGGAGCGGAUCAGGAAGAGAAUAGAGAGAAGGAGGAACAAUCUUUUGCUAAAUCUGUCACCUAAUGCUCUCCUUCAGGCAACCCACUCCAUGAUGGGGCAGACCGAGAAUGGCUGCAUGGACAGAUUACACCCUGGAUUGAACCAUGGAUUAGAUAUUCCACAAUCUUCCCAGCAUGCCUUGGAAUCAGACUCUGCUCAUGUGUUGAAGGAAACAUCAGAGAUGGACCUUCAGUCCAGGCUGUCUGCAGAUCAGACUUCGCCCACAUCAUCAGAUAGCUCUUUCAACUCCUCUUUACAAGAUUCUGUUUCUUCUGAUGCUGGCAAUGUGAGUUGGAUAUCAAACAUAGAGAAAUUGAAGAAAAAUGCCGAACACAAAAAGGAAUACAACAAAGAGAGAAUGCGUCAGAAAAGAGCCAGAAUAAAGGAGAACCCAGAAGCUUUUGAAGCAAUGAAAGAAAGAGAACGGAUACGAAAAAAACAUGAAAGGUUAAAAAAGAGAGAGUUUAGGUUACUUCCUGGUGUGAACGAACCCUUAACUUUUAGUUAUGAUGUCCCACAGUCUACACCAUCAUCCACAGCAACGCUUUCAAACUACGGAGACAAUGAAGGAUGCCAGUCCGAGCACUCGGCAGGACAAGAUGGCAGCUCUGAUAGGCUGACUGUCAAACAGGAGCCUUCAGAUGUGUGGGCGGACUACAGCCCUGCUGUACAGCACAGAUCAGGCAGUCAGUUGCCUCAACAUUCCCUGAACUUACAACCACCUGAAGAUGUCAGUAUGAUGAAGGAGGGGUAUGUUGAUGGGGAAAACCUCCAUGCUGGUGAUGUGAGGGAUGAGGUUGGUGCUUCGCAAGCAGAUGACGGUGUGCAGGGGGUUGUAUGUGAGAAGCCUCUAGCAUCUGGAUGUGAUAAUGUACAGUCUUGUAAUAAGGGCUCUGAUGACUGUGAUAAUGUUGUUGAUCCUGGUGUACUUUAUGAUGAAAGACUUGUUAAAAGGGAGCCAGAUUUAAGCUCGGAGAUUAAUCAAACUACAAGAUUAUGCUCAGGUGGAUGGGGAGUACGAAGGAGUGGUUCUGAUGGGAUGGAAACUAUGAAAGGCCAUGGAGAAGCAUGGGAAUCUAUUGAUGGAGGUGUCCUCAGUUCUCUUGGGGAUGGAAUUAAUCUGAAAGAGGAUGAAAUUGAUGCAACUCUUUCCAAAGACACUCGUGGGACCAACAAUGUCAUCAACCACACAGCUUCUCCAAGAGAGCUUAACAUGGUGUUUCAAAGAUCUCAACAGCGCAAAAGUUGCACCCCUGUUAAGACUGAUCAGUGCCCUCUUUCCUCUGACGUUGCACAUUCAUCUGAGACAGCUGAAGAUUGUGUGAGGCCUGACCAUUGUUUCAACACUGAUGGCGCCAAUGUGGAGCCUGAUGGUAGCCGUGUGAAGCAAGAUGGCGGCAUUGCACAGCAAGACUGCAUCAAGACAGAGGAGCAUCAGAUGGGACCAGCUUCUAGUGAGAGAGCUGAUUUGAGUACCAGUGGGUCUGGUAUCCCUUCAUUCUCCAGUGUUGAGGAGGAACGAGACUGGUUCCAGACUCAGCUGUGCCGACUUCAGACUCGGGUUGCAGACACAGAUCCUCAAGCUGAAGUAAACCCUCCAGCACCAUCAGGUCCCCGAGGAAUCUGUAACACCAGCAGCACACCUUUCGACUCUCCUUCCGUGGCAUCCUUCAACUUCUACAGCAGUAGCCUGGCAGGCUUUCCUACAAAUCUGUUGCCUGAUGCUCCGAAGGUGCCUGUCGCCUCUCCUCGAUCCUCGGUACCCAUGAAUGACCACCUGUCGGGUAUUGCGGAGGUGACUUUAAGAAGCUCCCUGGAACAAGUCACAGCUCUGGCCGGGCCGGAGGUGAUGCAGGAGAGGUUGCAGCAGAUGGUGUAUUCAGCCAAGCAGGCACGAGAGAAGGCCAACGAACAAGCCAGGAGGAGGCGCGAGAAGCUGAGGAACGACCCGGCAAUGAAACACAAGUACGAACAGAUUAAAGCCCGGGACAUGGAACGCAAGAGACAGCAACGUGCUAAGGAAGCUGAAAUAAGGACAGUGUUCCCAAAUUACAAUGAAGACCGGAGAAUUAAAGAUAGGGAAAGGAAGAAAGUGCUUAGAUUGAGAAAAACUGGAAAUUCAAAUAAUUCUGGAGACAUGCCUGCUGUGUCUCCGUUUCCAAGGGAAAUAUACCCAAGAGAGGGACAUCACAUGUCCACUACCCCAGUGUCUGCACCAUCUCUAGCGGGUGUGAGACAGGACAUAGGCGACCCAGCACAGAACUGUCUGCCAUCCAUGUAUGCCAGUUAUGGGGUCAAUUCUCAAUAUGCUCCCUCACUGCCCAACAUGCAACCUCACCCAUACCUGUCUGUCCCAGAUGGACCGGCGUCGAGUCAGCCUCCAGACAUCAAACCUGUCACAGAGAACUACAGACUUACCAGCCACUGGCAUUCUGUAUAAAAUCACUCCAUCAACUGUAAUACACUGAUGAAAAUAAAUCUAAUAAAAGAUUAUUUUACUUUAA
Molecule: messenger RNA, 4349 nt
Organism: Haliotis rufescens (red abalone)
Lineage: Eukaryota; Metazoa; Mollusca; Gastropoda; Lepetellida; Haliotidae
Exons: 9
Coding region: 20-4285 (1421 amino acids)
Source: RefSeq, a predicted model, not a curated record